AUGGAAUUUAGAAAGACCGGUGUUCAUGUUGCAUUGGCUUAUCUGUCAGAUAUUUUCGAAUCUUUAAACACAUUGUAUUUGAAAAAACAAGGUGGAGAGUCAAACAUAAUUUUUCAUCGGGAUGCCAUCAAAGCGUUUACUUAUAAGUUGCAACUAUGGAAACGUAAAAUUUUAGCCUGCAAUUAUUCCUGCUUUCCCAGAUUGUUUGGAAUUCUGGAAGAAGCACAAUUUCGAAACUAUUUUAAGGAUACUGAUACGAAGAGUAAAAUAUCGAACCAUUUGCAGCACCUCAUUGAUGAAUUCGAGUUAGCGACGGAUCCAUUUCACGUUGACGUGGAUCUGUUGCCAGACAGACUACAAGAGGAAGUCUUAGAAAUUAAAAAUGAUUCUACAGGGAAGUAUGACUUUGAGAAGAUGGAUAAGCCUUUAUUUUGGGUGAAAUAUCUCAUGGUGUAUCCCAGCACAACAGAACAAGCACUGAAACUGUAUUUACCAUUUUCAAGCACUUAUUUGUGCGAAAGAGCAUUUUCAGUGGUAGUGGCGAUAAAAAAUAAGCUUAGAAGCAAACUCAGUAUUGCCAAUGAUUUACGUUGCGCAGUUUCUACUAUUCAGCCAAGAAUUCAAAAUCUUGUAAAAAAUAUGCAAGCUCAUCCUUCAUUUUGA
Schistocerca serialis cubense is the source of this 663-nucleotide messenger RNA. Its product is annotated as protein FAM200B-like. The coding region runs from base 1 to 663 and encodes 220 amino acids. The transcript is spliced from 2 exons. NCBI's taxonomy places the organism in Eukaryota, Metazoa, Arthropoda, Insecta, Orthoptera, Acrididae. The record is from RefSeq and is a predicted model, not a curated record.